CACGCUAUUAUUCAAUGAUGAUUGUCGUCUCCUUACCAUCACAUCACGUCUUUCACCCCCUUGACUGGGGGAAGUGGCCUCGUGGCGAGCUGUCUGACAUGUCCUCUCCUGCCAGUCUGGGUUAUAGUUAACUAAUUAUGAUGAAUAACUCCAAGUUAUACAUACCUGGGAGAAAUGCUGAAUACGGUCAGUGCUCAGCAGUAACCGAUGGAGGUGACGAUGAUGAUUCCUGGGUCCAGCUGCAAGAAUGCCGAAUGGGCCAAAAAGUGUCCCAGUCCGUUGUGACUCGUGAUGGGGUGGCUGACCGUGCAUCCUGUCAAUACGAAGGAGGAAUUGAGGAAGACCGUGCAGAAGACCAUGGAUCUCCAGUCCAGCCCAGCCUUUUUCCUGUGCGAUUCCGCCCACGAUCCCUGGCUGGCUCAUCGGCCAAUCCGAUCGCCGCUCCACUGAUCCAUCCACGGAUCCAAUCCCCGAUCCAUCCAUCUCUCAGGGACUGCAACAUCCACUCGCGCGAUCGGCCUUCCUUCACAGCCUCGCCUUUGCGCUACACUUUUUUUUUGCGACCGAGGACAUCGCAUACAGACUAUACCCGUACGGAUUGACUAUCCGUCUCAGAUACGCCCUCUUGUUAUCAUUUCACACUUUAUUAGCCGAUAGAUACCCCUUUUCGUCAAAAUGCAUGAGCAUGAAAUGUCCUACAUGGGCCCUCGGGGUAAGAUCCCUUCCUACCUUCAUAGCCACAAUCUUUAAUCAACUAACAACACCAUUACCGAAGCCUUCAGUCACGAUCAGAGCCAAGAUGCAGAGGCCGAAUACGACCGUCUCCGCAACCUAGCCCGACAAGAAGCUUCAAAG
This is a messenger RNA of Aspergillus vadensis CBS 113365, 855 nucleotides long. RefSeq lists its product as uncharacterized. The transcript has 4 exons. The record is from RefSeq and is a predicted model, not a curated record. Bases 138 to 602 code for a protein of 154 amino acids. NCBI's taxonomy places the organism in Eukaryota, Fungi, Ascomycota, Eurotiomycetes, Eurotiales, Aspergillaceae.